AUGUCGGCUUGUGUGACCGUCUUCGACUUCCUCCGCUCGUGCUCCGUGUGCAGGAAGACAGCUCGCAGCUGCGCUGGACCUGGGGACCCCAAAACAGUCGAACCUCAGGCCGCCAUGGAGCACGUGGCGGGCUACCUGCUGUGCUUGGACAUGACGGCCAGGGACACGCAGGAGGAGUGCAAGAAGAAGGGGCUGCCCUGGACCUUGGCCAAGGGCUUCGGAUCGUCGUGCCCGGUCAGCGACUUCGUGCCCAAGGAGGAGAUCCCCGACCCUCACAAGCUGAAGAUCUGGCUCAAGGUGAACGGGGAGCUGAGGCAGGAGGGGGAGACCUCCUCGAUGAUCUUCUCCAUCCCUUACCUGAUCAGCUACAUCAGCGAAAUAUUCACCCUGGAAGAAGGGGACUUGAUUCUGACGGGCUCUCCCAAAGGAGUUGGGUCUGUGCAGCCCGACGAUGUGAUAGAGGCCGGGAUAACCAACGUCCUCUCCAUGCGGUUCAAGGUGACGCAGCAAACGCGUGGCUCCUAA
Messenger RNA from Opisthocomus hoazin, 525 nucleotides. The record is from RefSeq and is a predicted model, not a curated record. Lineage: Eukaryota; Metazoa; Chordata; Aves; Opisthocomiformes; Opisthocomidae.